CUCACUUUUCUGUUCCUGUGCUAAGCUGAAGCAGCUGGCAUGGUUGUCCUGGCUUGAUAGCAGCUGGCAGCACCCUGGGGUCUCCUUUUGCUGGUGCCUGAGACCAGCCCUGUCUUUCCAGGGGGAAGAAGCAUGACUGCAGGCUCCCCCUAAUCCUGCUGCCAGCCCUGCCUUGCCCUGCUCACCGCCCCCCCCCCCCCCCCAUCUAUCAUGGCUUUGCUCCAUCCCUUCACCAGCCUCCUCCUCCUCCUCGCUGUGCCCCUUUCCCGGGCUGCAAACCGGUCUCUGCUGCCCCCCGGCUCCCUGCCCGCCGUCCCCCCCCUGCCCCUUCUGCAGGCCCUGCAAAUGCAGGCACCAGGCAGCUGGGGCUGGCGAGCGGGGCCAGCAAGCGGGCAGCCCCUGCGCUACAUGCUGAACCUGUACCGGCAUGCUGCUGACCGUGAAGGGCGACCCCGCCGUGGCCGCAGCCUGGGCACCAACACAGUCCGCCUGGUCCAGGCCAGUUCCCAUGGGGGUCAGCCCUGGGCAGGUCGCUGGUACGUGCAGCCCCUCACCUACCGCCUGGAGGGCCAGCCUGAUGCCGAGCACCUCCUCCGAGCCACCGUGGUCUACAUGCCCAGCCUGCCACUGGCCCAUGGUCGCCUCCUCUGUGCCCUGGAGCUGCUGGCCACCAGUGAGGCACCUGGGGCUCUGCUCAGCCCUGCUGCCCGUCCCCACCACGGCUGGGCCGAAGUGGAUGUCACCCCUUACCUGGUGCCAGGGAAUGGCAGUGCGGCGAGCCUGGUGCUGCAGCAUGUCUGUGUGCGUGCCGGUCGGGCAGGGGGCCGUGAUGCCCCAGUGGCCCCCAGCCACCCCUUCCUCCUCCUCUACCUCAACGACACCCAGGCUGGCCUGGCACCUCCAGCGGCAGAGCCCCACCGGCACCGGCGUGACACAGGGACGCUGGCCCAUGACCUGCCCAGCUACCUGCGGGAGCAGGGAGGGGAGAAGAGCGACUGUUCCCUGCGCCCCUUCCCUGUCAGCUUUGCCCAGCUGGGCUGGGACCACUGGAUCAUUGCUCCCCACCGCUACAACCCGCGUUACUGCAAGGGCGCCUGUCCCCGCCUGCUCCGCUAUGACUACCAUGCGCCCAACCACGCCGUGGUGCAGAGCUUCGUUCAUCAGCUGGUGGAUGCCAAUGUGCCCCGGCCCUCCUGUGUCCCCUACCGCUACAGCCCCAUCAGUGUCCUCAUGAUCGAGCGUGACGGCGGCAUCCUCUACAAGGAGUAUGAGAACAUGAUCGCUGAGUCCUGUACCUGCCGGUAAUGCCUGCUGCCCUGGCACAUCACCCCCAGGCUCUGCCUGUCCCUGCUGGAUCUGGACUUUAGGGUUUGUCUUGCUCUGCCUGGGGUGGGUUCAUCCCCCCUCCUCGCAUGGCGCUGCUCUGUGGGAAGGUUUUACAAUGGCAGUUUUAUGUAAAUUGUAGGUUUUUAAAGGCAGGAGCCUGUGCUGGGGCAGUUGCCCUGUGGCAUCUGUCCUUCCUGCAGCCCCAUGGCCGCUGCCUGUUUUUGGGGGGCAGGGGGGCUUCGCCUGAUGCUCCCAGAAAAGAGCUAGGUCCCUGGACUGGAGCACGAAGCUCUUAAUAGGUGGCUGGGGGUCUCCUGAUGGAGCCAGGGCAGGAAGGGCAAGUGGUCCAGGUGUCCCCAUGCUUGGCACCAAGCUGGUGCCAUCAGUAUCUGGUGCAACCCUGCCUGUGGGAUUCCUUCCCAGCUCACAUGCACCCCAUCCUGUCUAGUCCCAGCUGUAGUGGCAUCUCACCCGGCUGGGAAUU
Molecule: messenger RNA, 1810 nt
Organism: Harpia harpyja (harpy eagle)
Lineage: Eukaryota; Metazoa; Chordata; Aves; Accipitriformes; Accipitridae
Gene: BMP15
Product: bone morphogenetic protein 15
Exons: 2
Coding region: 211-1305 (364 amino acids)
Biological process (GO): BMP signaling pathway; SMAD protein signal transduction
Cellular component (GO): extracellular region
Molecular function (GO): growth factor activity; cytokine activity
Source: RefSeq, a predicted model, not a curated record